GACCUUUGAGCGGCAAAGGAAAAUGCUUAUCGCAAAAAGUGACAAGACACCCGUCUCCUUGGCCGAUUUUGCCGCACAGGCUCUCCUCGUUGCAGCAAUAAAGCACAGCUUUCCGUACGACAAGAUUGUCGGAGAGGAGGAUACAUCUCUGUUGCGCACGAAGCCCGAGCUCGUACUCAAAAUCUGGGACUUGGUCGACGAGACCCAUCUCGAUGAUCCCGAUGCCGAAGCUCUGUUGCGCCCCCCCCCCCCACCCUACAGGGGCCCCGAAGGCCGUGUGUGGAUGAUUGAUCCUGUCGAUGGGACCAAGGGCUUCUUAAACCAGGGACAGUAUGUCGUAUGCUUAGUUUUUCUAGUGGACGGACAUGAGAAGGUGGCGGCUUUCGGUUGCCCCCACGUCACUCUAGACUCCGGCAGGAUUUCUGAGAGCGACACAUUUACCGGUGGCCCCGGCUAUCUGGUCUCAGCAGUCAGAGGCGAGGGCGCUCAAAUCAGGCCAUUGUCGGAAGGCAAACUCCUCGAGCCAAAGCCGCUGGGGCAACGUGAUGCUGUCAACGACUUGGGCCAGCUGCGGUUCUGCGAAAAUACCAAGACCACCUCACCGCAGUUUGCAAAUCGACACAAGAUUGCAGCCGAGUUAGGUGCACCUUGGGAUCCAAUCCACAUCUACAGCACCCAACUGCGGUACAUUUCUCUGGCUCUCGGCUUCAGUGACGUUGUUUUACGCACACCGCUGCCAAACAAUGCUCCAGCUCACUCCUGGGACCAUGCUGGAGGUAUGAUGGUCUUUGAAGAGACGGGAGGCAAGGUUACGGAUUUGAAUGGAAAGGCGAUAGUCCUGACGGCCGGUCGGGAUCUGACAGAGAAUUUCGGCCUGAUCGCUGCGCUAGCAACGAUCCAUUCCCGUGUCCUCGAGGCGGUCAGGGCUGGUUUUGUUUCCUCUGGGUACCCGGAAUACAGCGGUAUAAUUGCAUGA
Messenger RNA from Lasiosphaeria miniovina, 976 nucleotides. RefSeq lists its product as uncharacterized. NCBI's taxonomy places the organism in Eukaryota, Fungi, Ascomycota, Sordariomycetes, Sordariales, Lasiosphaeriaceae. The transcript has 2 exons. Gene Ontology annotation, molecular function: 3'(2'),5'-bisphosphate nucleotidase activity. The record is from RefSeq and is a predicted model, not a curated record. Bases 23 to 976 code for a protein of 317 amino acids. Gene Ontology annotation, biological process: sulfate assimilation.